This is a messenger RNA of Talaromyces amestolkiae, 1488 nucleotides long. RefSeq lists its product as uncharacterized. Bases 1 to 1488 code for a protein of 495 amino acids. Lineage: Eukaryota; Fungi; Ascomycota; Eurotiomycetes; Eurotiales; Trichocomaceae. Gene Ontology annotation, biological process: transmembrane transport. Gene Ontology annotation, cellular component: membrane. The record is from RefSeq and is a predicted model, not a curated record. The transcript is spliced from 8 exons. Gene Ontology annotation, molecular function: transmembrane transporter activity.
AUGGCCGAUCAAACAGGCAAGAUGGCAUCCGAUCACGUUGAGGACGCGGUCAGCCCUGACCUGCAGGAAGACAAGAUAACAAUGCCUAACAACAUCCCAUCCUUCUUGAUUGGCUUGUCUGUGGAGGAAAUAAAAGCUAUCGAAAAGAAGCUCGUAAGGAAAGUUGAUAUCAGAUUGUUGAUCAUGAUGGUUGUGAUGUACAUUCUCAAUUAUCUUGAUCGAAACAACAUUGCUGCUGCGAAAUUGGCGGGUCUAGAGAAGAGUUUGAAUCUUAAGGGAGAUCAAUAUCAGCUUUGUGUCAGCAUUCUUUUCGUUGGUUACCUUCUCAUGCAGGGUAUGAAUGCCGCCUUUCUAUUUGACGAUUCACUGCUCAUGAAAGACAUUAUAGUGCCUUCUAAUAUGAUUCUGAACAAAUUCGGAAAACCGUCCAUUUAUCUCCCAGCAUGCAUGGUUGUCUGGGGAGUCAUUUCGACUGCAACAGCCGCAACCACGAGUUUCAGAGGUCUGUUGGUUUGUCGAUUCUUCCUCGGAUUUGUCGAGGCAGCAUACUUUCCCGGUUGUCUCUACCUUUUGUCGUCAUGGUACACAAGAAAAGAACUCGUUAAAAGGACCGCUCUGUUGUACUCCGGAUCCCUACUCUCGGGUGCAUUUUCCGGUUUGAUCUCCGCCGGCAUUACUAGUGGUCUCAACGGCGCACGUGGCCUCGCUGCUUGGAAGUGGUUGUUCAUCAUUGAAGGAUCACUUACUAUUUUCGUGGCUAUAUUCUCCUUCUUCAUCGUACCCGACUUACCACGAACGACUCCAUGGUUGACCGAAGACGAGAAGAUCCUGGCCGCUUGGAGACUGGAGGUGGAUAUUGGUGAGGAUGAUUGGGUAGACAGCAAGCAUCAGUCUAUGUUCUAUGGUGCCAAGCUUGCAUUCAAUGUCAUGGCCGGUCUUGGCAGAAACAACAUUGACACCCUCCUCCUCACCACCCCUCCUUAUCUCAUCGGCACAAUUUUCGUCUUGAUUAAUGCAUGGCAUGCCGAUAAAACUGGCGAACGAUACCUGCAUAUCAUUUGCCCUCCAAUGCUCGGCAUUGUUUCGUUUAUUUUGUCUGUUUCGACGACUUCUUUUGCGGCUCGAUAUGUUGCUAUGUGUAUUAUGCUUGCGGGGUGCUAUGGAGGUUAUGUCGUUUGUCUCGGUUAUAUUUCGAAUAUUCUUCCUCGACCGGCUACCAAGCGUGCCGCAGCUCUAGCAUUAAUCAACUCCCUGAGCAACGUAUGCCAGAUCUACACACCUUACCUAUAUCCUAUCGCAUUUGUCGUGAACAUCGGUAUGUUAUCUAUGACAAUAUUCUUCGCAACCAUCAUGCGUAUGCUUCUUGCUCGAUUGAAUAAGAAACUGGAUGACGAGGAGGGUACGAAUCUGGGCCGGGAUGCGCACCAGCGAGAGGAACAUGGUCUGCCGGGUCAUGCUGCUGCUCAAGGGUUCCGGUUCUUGCUAUAA